AUUCACUCUGUCUUGCUGCCCUGUGAAGAAAGUACCUUUCUUCCCCUUUCUUCCCCUUCAUCUCCUGCCAUGACUAUAAGUUUCCUGAGGCCUUCCCAGCCAUGCAGAACUGUGAGUCAAUUAAACUCCUUUUCUUUAUAAAUUACCCAGUCUUGGGUAUUUCUUCAUAGCAGCAUGAGUACGGACUAAUAUGGUAUCUCAUACUUUUUUCUAACUUUUUAUUUUGAAAUAAUUAUAGAUUCACCAGAAGUUGCAAAGAUAAUAUAGAGAGGUCCUAGGUACCCUUCAUCUAGUUUAUCUUACAUAAUUAUAGUACAAUAUCAAAAUCAAGAAUUUGACAUUGGUACUAUGCAUAUAUAUGUCUUUGUGUCAUUUAUCAUAUGCGUACAUUUGCGCAAAAACUACCACAAUAAAGAUACAGAACUGUUCCACCUUAAAGAUCAUUCCCAUACUUCUCCUUUUUAUGCACUCAUACCACUCCUAAUCAUCUCUAACCCCUGACAACCACUAAUCCGUUCCAUCUUUGUAAUUUUGUCAUUUUGAGAAUGUUCUAUAAAUGGAAUUAUAUCCUUUAGACCUUUCUGACUCAGCAUAAUGCCCUUGCGAUCCAUCCAAGUAUGCAUCAAUAGUUUGAGUCUUUUUAUUGCUAAGUACUAUUCCAUGGUAUGGAUGUAUGAAAGUUUAUUUAGUCAUUCAUCGAUUGAGGGUUAUUUUAGUUGUUUCCAGUUUUUGGUUUUACAAAUAAAUCUUCUAUGAAUAAUUGUGUACAAGUUUUUCUCUUUAAGAGGCGGGGUCCCUCUAUGUUGCCCAGGCUAGCCUCAUACUUCUGGCCCCAAGGGAUCCUCCUACCUUUGCCUCCCAAAGCACUUGUACAGGUUUUUGUGUGAACACAGUAUUUAUUUCACUGGGACAAAUGUUCACAAGUGUCAUUGCUGCGUCAUAUGGUAGUUGCAUGUUUAGUCCUUAAGAAAUUGCCAAAUUGUUUUUCAAAGUGGCUAUACCAUUUUAUACUCCUACCAGCAAUAUAUGAGUGAUAGAUGUUCUCUGUAUCAUGGCCAUCAUUUGGUAUUGUCACUAUAUUUUAGCUGUCCUGAUAGGUGUAUGGUAAUAUCUCAUUGUGGUUUUAAUUUGCAUGUCUCCAAUGACUAAUGAUGUUAAACAUUUUUUUGUGUGCUUAUUUGCCAUCUGUAUAUCAGUCAGUGAAAUGUCUCUUCACGUCUUUUCUUAUUUUCUAAUAGAUUUUAUUUUUUACUGUUGAAUUCUGGAAGUUCUUUAUAUAUUCUAGAUCUAAGUCUUUUGUGAGAUAUAUAUGGUUUGCAAAUAUGUUCUCCCAGCCUAUAGCUUGUCUUUUCAUCAUCUUAGUAAGGUCUUUCAGAGAAUAAAAGUUUUAAAUAAAAGUUUUACUUUAAUUUUGAUGAAGUCCAAUUUGUCUAUUUUUUAAUGGAUCAUGCUGUUGGUGUCAUGCCUGAGAACUCUUCACCAAGCCCUAGGUUCUGCAGAUUUUCUAUGUUGUCUUCCGAAAGUGUUUUACAUUUAAAUCUAUAAUCCACUUUGAGAUGAUUUUUUAAGAUGUUAUGUUUAGGUUGAGGUUAAUUCUUUUGCCUAUGGAUAUCCAUUUUUUCCAGCAUCAUUUGUUGAAAAGAGUAUCCUCCCACUAUUGAAUUGCUUUUGCACCUUUGUCAAAAAUCAGUUGGCCCCACUAUUACUGGAUUCUCUAUUCUGUUCCAUCAACAUAGGUGUUGAUUCCUGUGCCAGUACUACAUAGUCUUGCUUACUGCAGCUAUACAAUAAGUCUUGAAAUUGUCUUUUUUUAGAAUUGUUUUAACUAUUUUAGUUCCUUUGCCUUUCUUUAUAUAUUUUAUGAUAUUCUUAUAUAUAGCUACUAAAAAUCUUAUUAGGAUUUUGAUAGGACCUAUGUUAAACCUUUAUGUAAAUUUAGGGAGAAUUGCUAGCUUUGCUAUCCUUAAUAUUCCAUUCUAUGAGCAUUAAAUGUCCAUUUAUUUAGAUCUUUGAUUUCAUCAGAAUUUUAUCAUUUUUAGCAUACAAAUCCUACACAUUUUGUUAGAUUCACACUUAAAUAUUUAAGUUUAUUUCAGAAAUAGUAAAUGGUAUUAUAUGUUUAAUUUUGGUUUUCUACAUGUCUGUUGCUACUAUAUAGAAAUGCUGCUUUGUAUGUUGAUCUUGUAUCCUGUUCUCUUGCUGAACUCAUGAGAUCUAGAGCUUUGUGUGUUUUAUUUUGUAGAGCCCUUGGAAUUGUCUACAUAGAUCAUCAUGUUGUCAACAAACGGAGACAGUUUUAUUUCUUCAAUUUCAAUCUAUCUGCCAUUUAUUUUCUUUUCCUGCCUGAUUGUGUUGGGUAAAACUUCCAGCACUGUGUUAAACAUGAGUGGGCCCUGUUAGCGUCCCAGCUGGAACCAACAUUUGCCAGGUAUGUUUUCCCUUGUUUUGAUGAGCCAGCUCUGAAGGCAACUUUUAAUAUUACAAUGAUUCAUCAUCCAAGUUAUGUGGCCCUUUCCAACAUGCCAAAGCUAGGUCAGUCUGAAAAAGAAGAUGUGAAUGGAAGCAAAUGGACUGUUACAACCUUUUCCACUACGCCCCACAUGCCAACUUACUUAGUCGCAUUUGUUAUAUGUGACUAUGACCACGUCAACAGAACAGAAAGGGGCAAGGAGAUACGCAUCUGGGCCCGGAAAGAUGCAAUUGCAAAUGGAAGUGCAGACUUUGCUUUGAACAUCACAGGUCCCAUCUUCUCUUUUCUGGAGGAUUUGUUUAAUAUCAGUUACUCUCUUCCAAAAACAGAUAUAAUUGCCUUGCCUAGUUUUGACAACCAUGCAAUGGAAAACUGGGGACUAAUGAUAUUUGAUGAAUCAGGAUUGUUGUUGGAACCAAAAGAUCAACUGACAGAAAAAAAGACUCUGAUCUCCUAUGUUGUCUCCCACGAGAUUGGACACCAGUGGUUUGGAAACUUGGUUACCAUGAAUUGGUGGAACAAUAUCUGGCUCAACGAGGGUUUUGCAUCUUAUUUUGAGUUUGAAGUAAUUAACUACUUUAAUCCUAAACUCCCAAGAAAUGAGAUCUUUUUUUCUAACAUUUUACAUAAUAUCCUCAGAGAAGAUCACGCCCUGGUGACUAGAGCUGUGGCCAUGAAGGUGGAAAAUUUCAAAACAAGUGAAAUACAGGAACUCUUUGACAUAUUUACUUACAGCAAGGGAGCGUCUAUGGCCCGGAUGCUUUCUUGUUUCUUGAAUGAGCAUUUAUUUGUCAGUGCACUCAAGUCAUAUUUGAAGACAUUUUCCUACUCAAACGCUGAGCAAGAUGAUCUAUGGAGGCAUUUUCAAAUGGCCAUAGAUGACCAGAGUACAGUUAUUUUGCCAGCAACAAUAAAAAACAUAAUGGACAGUUGGACACACCAGAGUGGUUUUCCAGUGAUCACUUUAAAUGUGUCUACUGGCGUCAUGAAACAGGAGCCAUUUUAUCUUGAAAACAUUAAAAAUCGGACUCUUCUAACCAGCAAUGACACAUGGAUUGUCCCUAUUCUUUGGAUAAAAAAUGGAACUACACAACCUUUAGUCUGGCUAGAUCAAAGCAGCAAAGUAUUCCCAGAAAUGCAAGUUUCAGAUUCUGACCAUGACUGGGUGAUUUUGAAUUUGAAUAUGACUGGAUAUUAUAGAGUUAAUUAUGAUAAAUUAGGUUGGAAGAAACUAAAUCAACAACUUGAAAAGGAUCCUAAGGCGAUUCCUGUUAUUCACAGACUGCAGUUGAUUGAUGAUGCCUUUUCCUUGUCUAAAAACAAUUAUAUUGAGAUUGAAACAGCACUUGAGUUAACCAAGUACCUUGCUGAAGAAGAUGAAAUUAUAGUAUGGCAUACAGUCUUGGUAAACUUGGUAACCAGGGAUCUUGUUUCUGAGGUGAACAUCUAUGAUAUAUACUCAUUAUUAAAGAGGUACCUAUUAAAGAGACUUAAUUUAAUAUGGAAUAUUUAUUCAACUAUAAUUCGUGAAAAUGUGUUGGCAUUACAAGAUGACUACUUAGCUCUAAUAUCACUGGAAAAACUUUUUGUAACUGCGUGUUGGUUGGGCCUUGAAGACUGCCUUCAGCUGUCAAAAGAACUUUUCGCAAAAUGGGUGGAUCAUCCAGAAAAUGAAAUACCUUAUCCAAUUAAAGAUGUGGUUUUAUGUUAUGGCAUUGCCUUGGGAAGUGAUAAAGAGUGGGACAUCUUGUUAAAUACUUACACUAAUACAACAAACAAAGAAGAAAAGAUUCAACUUGCUUAUGCAAUGAGCUGCAGCAAAGACCCAUGGAUACUUAACAGAUAUAUGGAGUAUGCCAUCAGCACAUCUCCAUUCACUUCUAAUGAAACAAAUAUAAUUGAGGUUGUGGCUUCAUCUGAAGUUGGCCGGUAUGUCGCAAAAGACUUCUUAGUCAACAACUGGCAAGCUGUGAGUAAAAGGUAUGGAACACAAUCAUUGAUUAAUCUAAUAUAUACAAUAGGGAGAACCGUAACUACAGAUUUACAGAUUGUGGAGCUGCAGCAGUUUUUCAGUAACAUGUUGGAGGAACACCAGAGGAUCAGAGUUCAUGCCAACUUACAGACAAUAAAGAAUGAAAAUCUGAAAAACAAGAAGCUAAGUGCCAGGAUAGCUGCGUGGCUAAGGAGAAACACAUAGCUUGUGGCUAUCUUUCAGCACUCCUCUUGCAUAUUAUAAUGUAGUUUGUUCACAGUUUUGUCUUCCAAUACUUUGUGAGUCUGGAAAACCACACAUUUUAUUUGUAUUUCAGUCACAUUUAUUACUCAGAGUGCCAUUCUUCUCAUAUUGUCAUGUUUGGCCCUGAGGGUGGGUGAUUGCUGACAAUUUUGCCAAUGCUGCUGUAUUUCUGGGAAAGAUGUCACUUCAUGUUGGGUUAUAAUCCCACAGAAUUUACUUUAAAUGUCACGUAAAAACAAAUUCACCUAAGAUAGUCUUGCUUAUUUUGUUGCGAAGGCCAGUGGAAUAUAAAAAUCAAUGGCAUUAAUGAGGAGCACAUUCUUUGCUGAGGGAAAUAACAGUUUUUCCAGGCCCUAGGGUUUAUUUAGUUCAACAUUGAAGAUUGAAAAGACUAAUGAGAAGAUAACAUGACAAUAUAAAAAGACAGAAACUCAAAAAGUAUAUUCACUAGAAGACAGUGGAGCCAAAGAAAAGCAAGUUGAAAAAGAAAGAGGAGACAAUUUAACGAGCCCUAAAGGCAAGAAGUGUGUCUUCUCCUGCCCAUUUCUCUCUCCCACAGUACAUCCUGCAUUGAACCACGUGUUGCUGGUUACUAAACUUUAUGGUGUCACAAAAAGACAAAUGAUUGUAGGAUCCAUGGAAGUGCACUUAGGCUUGCUGUGGUGGAGGCCAUAGUGGAGAUGAAGGCUCUGCUCUGAAGCUCUUAAUUGUGUAUUCACCAGUGGGAUGGACACCCUUUCAGCCUAAGCGUACGAGUGAAAACAAUGAUGUCAAAAGACAAUAGCAAGUAUAGGCUACUAUUUAGGGCAAAAGGAAUCUUGAAAUGAAAGAAACAGAACUAAAAGGCUAACUGGAGCAUAAUCCUUACAGUUUUGCACUCAGGGGAUUAAGUUUGAAACAUAGUGUCUUUUGGCCAAAUUGAACCUACUUGUAAUGUGGACCAACUUACUUUACACAUUUUCAUCAGUCCCAAUGUAUGGAAUUAGCUUAGUUUUCUCAUGCUUGAUUAAAACAAGACAACUAAAGCUAAUCAUUCCUCUUCUAGACUUUGUGUAUAUGAUUUAAUCUUUUAUUUUUAUUUUUGUAGAAUGGGGGUAAAACUACAAAUCUCCUCCUCAGGGUGAUAUUUUUAAAGAUUAAGGAGUAUGACAUCAAUUAACAGUCUUUAAAGAUGUUACAUACGCUCAAAGCAAUGUGAUUAAGACUUUUUGCCUAUUUCUUGUAUAAGUUAAGGCAGCCAUAAAUGAAAAUACAAAACAAACGUUUGCUUUUGUAUUUGAUUCACAAGAGGAUUCUCCCUGAGUGUCAGGGGAGGCUGUGGGACUUCACCACGUGGACAAACGAAAGCACAGGCUACUCAGACUUGGCCACAGGUCAUAGGUCAGAGAAUUUUUUCUUCAAAUGUAGAAAUGUAAAUUUUCAGCAAUAAAAUAUCUGCAUGCCUACAAA
Homo sapiens (human) is the source of this 6155-nucleotide messenger RNA. RefSeq names its product laeverin (gene LVRN). Gene Ontology annotation, cellular component: membrane. The coding region runs from base 2484 to 4667 and encodes 727 amino acids. NCBI's taxonomy places the organism in Eukaryota, Metazoa, Chordata, Mammalia, Primates, Hominidae. Gene Ontology annotation, molecular function: aminopeptidase activity; zinc ion binding; metallopeptidase activity. The record is from RefSeq and is a predicted model, not a curated record. The transcript has 20 exons. Gene Ontology annotation, biological process: proteolysis.